AUGAUUAUUGGUCCGCGACACCAUUAUGGACCGGUUGAUGCCAACAACACCGUCUCCGUCGUCAUGGCUACCGAAUUGUUCAUCGACUUACCAAACAGAAUCAUCGUUCACUCCUUAAGGCCUCUGACCAAAAUCACUGUAAACAUGACCGCUUUUCAACUGGCUUCCAACGAUAUCGGUUUAACUACUUUCAACAAUCUCGAAGCCACUGCCAUCACCGAUUCCGCCCAUGGUCAACGCAUGCACAUCUACGAAUUGGACUACUCGGUUCCAAUUGAAAUGAAACCUGGCAGUUCCUGCACGCUCCAUAUCACCUACUUCUAUUGUCACAGCGGCGAAUGUCAAGGCGAGGCUGAUGAAAAACAGGUGAGCAUAGAGAAGUACGUUCAGUUCGUGAAGCAUUUCAUCAUCAUUAUGGGCGAGACAGACAAACCGAUGUAUCGACCUGGCGAUCAAAUAAGAUUCCGCUUUGUCGCUCUCAGUAGUCGGCAGAUAGUGCCGUAUUCUGGUCCAUUGACAUGGCCCAAAUAUCGCGCUGUAGGUUCCUCAUGGAAUGACAAAUACCUCGAGGAAAUCGGAGAGCAUGAACGCGACAGGCGAAUGAAACCACCA
Molecule: messenger RNA, 612 nt
Organism: Mesocestoides corti
Lineage: Eukaryota; Metazoa; Platyhelminthes; Cestoda; Cyclophyllidea; Mesocestoididae
Source: the annotation of a GenBank genome assembly